Messenger RNA from Nelumbo nucifera (sacred lotus), 582 nucleotides. The record is from RefSeq and is a predicted model, not a curated record. Lineage: Eukaryota; Viridiplantae; Streptophyta; Magnoliopsida; Proteales; Nelumbonaceae.
AUGCAAGUAGUUUGGCGAGAAGAUGGCCAUGUCCUUCCCUGCACCUUUCUUGUUGUCUUCUUCUCCACCGGUCAUGGUGGAAAAUCUGUCGACGGAAAGCUCCUGGCCGCGGUAGGCAAGUCUGGACUCGUCCAAGUCUUCGAUCUCAAGAAACAGAUUCCCUUGCGUCAGCUGUGCGGCCACUCUCGCUCGGUUCGACUCGUUCGGUACCCAGGACUGGAUAAACUCCACUUGUUCUCAGGUGGCGACGAUGCUCUCGUCAAGUUUUGGGAUUGCGCGGUCAGGCUCGGGAAUAGCACCAGAGAGGUAGAGGGCUUCUUCAAGAUCGGCUUCGAUGGUUUUGGCACCAGGGUUCUUCUGCAUGCCUUGAUAACCUACACUGCAGUAGGCGAAGAAGAUGCUUUACUGCACUCACAACCAAAAUCAACAGUAGGAGCACCAACAUACAUUGCUCUAGAAGUUCUAUCAAGGAAGGAAUAUGAUGACAAGAUUGUGGAUGUUUGGUCCUAUGGUGUGACACUUUAUGUCAUGUUGGUUGGAGAAUAUCCAUUUGAGGAUCCUGAUGAUCCUAGAAAUAUCUAG